This is a messenger RNA of Callorhinus ursinus (northern fur seal), 828 nucleotides long. RefSeq names its product calcium voltage-gated channel auxiliary subunit gamma 5 (gene CACNG5). Gene Ontology annotation, cellular component: AMPA glutamate receptor complex; postsynaptic density membrane. The record is from RefSeq and is a predicted model, not a curated record. Lineage: Eukaryota; Metazoa; Chordata; Mammalia; Carnivora; Otariidae. Gene Ontology annotation, molecular function: channel regulator activity; voltage-gated calcium channel activity. Gene Ontology annotation, biological process: neurotransmitter receptor transport, postsynaptic endosome to lysosome; neurotransmitter receptor internalization; positive regulation of synaptic transmission, glutamatergic.
AUGAGUGGCUGCGGGAGGAAGGCCCUGACCCUGCUGAGCAGCGUCUUUGCUGUCUGUGGCCUGGGUCUCCUGGGCAUCGCAGUCAGCACCGACUACUGGCUCUACCUGGAGGAGGGCGUGGUCCUGCCCCAGAACCAGAGCAUGGAGAUCAAGAUGUCCCUGCACUCGGGCCUGUGGCGUGUCUGCUUCCUCGCAGGUGAGGAGCGGGGACGCUGCUUCACCAUAGAGUAUGUGAUGCCCAUGAACACUCAGUUGACGUCAGAGUCCACGGUCAAUGUUCUAAAGAUGAUUCGCUCGGCCACACCGUUCCCCCUGGUCAGCCUCUUCUUCAUGUUCAUUGGGUUUAUCCUGAGCAACAUCGGACACAUCCGUCCCCACAGGACAAUACUGGCCUUUGUCUCUGGCAUCUUUUUUAUUCUCUCGGGCCUCUCUCUGGUGGUGGGCCUCGUGCUCUACAUCUCCAGCAUCAACGAUGAGAUGCUCAACAGGACCAAGGACGCAGAGACCUAUUUCAACUACAAGUACGGCUGGUCCUUCGCCUUCGCUGCCAUCUCGUUCCUUUUGACAGAGAGCGCGGGGGUGAUGUCCGUGUACCUGUUCAUGAAGCGGUACACCGCCGAGGACUUGUACAGGCCCCACCCCGGCUUCUACCGGCCUCGCCUGAGCAACUGCUCUGAUUACUCAGGCCAGUUCCUACACCCGGACGCCUGGGUCCGGGGCCGCAGCCCCUCCGACAUCUCCAGUGACACCUCCCUGCAGAUGAACAGCAACUACCCAGCCUUGCUCAAGUGCCCCGACUAUGACCAGAUGUCAUCUUCCCCCUGCUGA